Sphenostylis stenocarpa is the source of this 666-nucleotide messenger RNA. The record is from the annotation of a GenBank genome assembly. Lineage: Eukaryota; Viridiplantae; Streptophyta; Magnoliopsida; Fabales; Fabaceae.
AUGGCUUUGCCCAACCAGCAAACCGUGGAGUACCCGAGUUUCAAACUCGUAAUCGUCGGUGACGGUGGUACAGGAAAGACAACCUUUGUGAAAAGGCAUCUUACUGGGGAAUUCGAGAAGAAAUAUGAACCAACAAUCGGUGUGGAAGUUCACCCAUUGGAUUUUUUCACCAACUGUGGAAAGAUUCGAUUCUACUGCUGGGAUACUGCUGGACAGGAGAAGUUUGGUGGCCUCAGAGAUGGAUACUAUAUUCAUGGGCAAUGUGCGAUUAUCAUGUUUGAUGUUACUGCCCGAUUAACAUACAAAAAUGUCCCUACCUGGCAUCGUGAUCUUUGCAGGGUCUGUGAAAACAUUCCAAUUGUUCUUUGCGGUAACAAGGUUGAUGUCAAGAACAGGCAGGUGAAGGCAAAACAGGUUACCUUCCACAGGAAGAAGAACUUGCAGUACUAUGAGAUCUCAGCCAAGAGCAACUACAACUUUGAGAAGCCAUUUUUGUAUCUUGCUCGUAAACUUGCAGGUGAUCCUAACUUGCACUUUGUAGAAUCCCCAGCAUUGGCUCCACCUGAAGUUCAAAUUGAUUUAGCUGCACAACAACAGCAUGAAGCUGAGCUUGCUGCAGCUGCCAGUCAGCCCCUUCCUGACGAUGACGAUGACACUUUUGAGUAG